Pseudovirgaria hyperparasitica is the source of this 1569-nucleotide messenger RNA. Its product is annotated as protein kinase. Lineage: Eukaryota; Fungi; Ascomycota; Dothideomycetes; Acrospermales; Acrospermaceae. The transcript has 5 exons. The record is from RefSeq and is a predicted model, not a curated record. The coding region runs from base 20 to 1363 and encodes 447 amino acids. Gene Ontology annotation, molecular function: ATP binding; protein kinase activity. Gene Ontology annotation, biological process: protein phosphorylation.
GCCAGGUAACUGUAUAAUUAUGGCGCUAUCAGCUGGUCCACGUAUAACCUUCAGAACACAACUGCACUCCUGGACGCCGAAUAGACUCUAUAAUCUCUCGGUUCCGCUUCGACUGACUGGACGACGACGACGACGACUAAAUCAGCCAUGGACGGCCGGCUUCGCACGCAGGAUAUCCAUCCAGGCCCGUACCUUCCCAACCGAUGGUUUUACCGCCCUUCCGAAGCACGAAAGGUUCGAGGAGGAGAGGCUGGUGGGCUAUAAGGCUGAGAAGUUCUAUCCCGUCCGCUUAGGCGACGUCUUCAAGUCGCGCUAUCAGGUCGUUGCAAAGCUGGGCUUUGGCGCCUAUUCGACCGUUUGGCUGUGCCGGGAUCUGGACGAGGACGUCCUGUGUACUCUCAAGGUCUGCGUCGUUGGGCGUGGCGACGUGCCGGAAUUGGCCGUGUCUCACCACAUCAAGUCCAUCGACACGCACCAUCCGGGCAAGGGGAGGGUGCGUGUAUCGCUGGACGACUUCCGCAUCAGCAGCCCGCGUGGAUCUCACCAAUGUCUGGUUUUCCCGACGCUGGGGUGGACGCUGAGCGAUUUGCGCGAUCUGUUUGCGGAGAGAGCGCUGGAGAAGACGCUCUUGCAGAAAUACAUGUAUGUCGUUGUUACGGGACUGGACCUUUUGCAUCAGGCGGGGGUUGUGCAUACAGACCUUUCGCCCAACAAUAUCAUGACCGGGACUAACGAUAUCGCGGUCUCGAAGGUCGAGCAAGCUGAAUUAGACGAACCGUCGCCGCGCAAAGUCCUCGAGGAUCGCACCAUUCACCUUUCUUACUCGAUGCCGACAACCUACGACGCGCCUUUCAUCAUCGAUUUUGGCGCUGCCCGCCUAGGCGAGCCCGGGCAGAAGCACUCUGGCGACGUCAUGCCAGCGCAGUACCGCGCGCCCGAGAUCAUCGCCGGCAUGGAGUGGGAUUCAAAGAUCGACAUCUGGUCUGUCGUGGUCACGAUUUGGAGCCUGUUCGAACGAGCUAAUCUCUUCUCUGCCGUCAGAGAUGGGCGUCUGGACGAUGAGCUCCACUUUGCUGAGAUGGUCUCGCUCAUGGGACCGCCGCCGAAGGAGUUUCUGCAGCGGAGCGAUAAGUGCCGGCAGUACUGGAAUGCGGAGGGCGACUGGAUUGCGCAGACACCGAUCCCCGAUCAGACACUUGAGUCGCGAGAGACGCGGCUGGAGGGCGAAGAUAGAGAAUUGCUCCUUGCCCUUGCGCGGAAGGUUCUGCGCUGGCUUCCGGAGGAGAGACCGUCUGCGGAGGAUCUUUAUGGGGAUGGCUUCCUUACUCAGUUUAUGUCGGAGCAUCGGCCUGUUGAUUCGUGAAUAGCAAGGGGUUUGUGUGUGCUAGGGGCAGAUAGCUCUUGGGGUGUAUGAUGUACAUGCGCUUUUGUGAGCUGGCAGGUUUUAUUCUUGACCUUGAGGGACUUUAGUUGUAGACUAAGUAGUCUGUGAUUGUGUAUUUAUAAUAUUACUAGUGCUAGAUACCACCGCUCAUACUGGGAGAGCUGACGCUCAGGAUGAAACCUCGA